UUCGCCGACCUCCUCAAUCUCGAAGACCAAUACCACAAUGAAGGCUACCUCCUAGGCGUCGCAGAUGGCUCGAAAUCCGGACGUAUCGAAGGCCGAGUCUUCGGAUUGCAGAAAGGAUUCGAGAAGUUUGUUGAGAUGGGAAGAUUGAAUGGCAAAGCUGCCGUUUGGGAGGCUCGUCUACCGAGCGAGUCUAAGGCUACGACCGACUCAAUCAGCACUCAAGAAGAUGUUGAAGAGAGUAAUGUGAGAGUCGAGCCUCUGAAAAAUGGAGGUGAUAGGCUGAGGAAACAUGUCCUACGGCUCGCAGCUCUCAGCGAUCCAGACGAUCUUUCUACGGAUAAUGACGAAGACUCUGUCUCGGAGUUUGAUGAUCGGCUGAAAGAUGCUAAAGCGAAGGCCACGCUCAUCGCUCGACUUGUUGGCGAGGACGAG
This is a messenger RNA of Zymoseptoria tritici IPO323, 432 nucleotides long. RefSeq lists its product as uncharacterized. The transcript has a single exon. The record is from RefSeq and is a predicted model, not a curated record. NCBI's taxonomy places the organism in Eukaryota, Fungi, Ascomycota, Dothideomycetes, Mycosphaerellales, Mycosphaerellaceae. The annotation marks the transcript as partial.